ACGUCCCCCCACGUCCACGUCGAGGAAUUUCUCGCCGGCGGUGCAUUCCGACUCCGAGCAAGCGGCGGUAGCAGCGGCAAGAGUCCGGGGCGAGUGUUGCCGUGAGCCAAACAGCCAAAUAAACAAACACCGCCAGCGACGACAACGCAGGGAGCGACGCGAGACACGGGUGGUGGUGGUGGUGUGUUAGUUACGCCGCGCCACACGGGUGGUGGUGGUGGUGUGUUAGUUACGCCGCGGACUCCGCUUGAGCCCGUGACCGUCUGAAGAUGUCGCUGACAGCCAGAGGCCGGGGGAAAAAACCCGGAUUAAAGAUUUCGGAGGACGUUUUCAAGCAAACUCCCCCGAGUCCAACGCCACCCAGAGAUCUUGACUCAAAGGCGUGUAUAACUAUUGAUGACAAGAACUUUGAGGUGAAAGCCGAUGACCUGGAAUCGAUAUGCGAGCUGGGCCGCGGCGCGUAUGGCGUGGUCGAGAGGGUGCGACACACGCCCAGUGGCACCAUCAUGGCCGUCAAGCGGAUCCGAGCUACAGUAAACAGCCAGGAGCAGAAGAGGCUUCUGAUGGACCUGGACAUCUCGAUGCGCACUGUCGACUGUCCUUACACGGUCACCUUUUACGGAGCCCUCUUCCGUGAGGGCGAUGUGUGGAUAUGCAUGGAACUGAUGGACACGUCCCUGGACAAGUUCUACAAGAAGGUCAUCGAGAAGGGCCUCACCAUCCCUGAGGACAUCCUCGGAAAGAUUUCCGUCGCUAUUGUGAAAGCUUUGGAACAUUUGCACAGUAAACUAUCUGUGAUUCACAGAGAUGUCAAGCCAUCCAAUGUUCUGAUCAACACACAAGGACACGUCAAGAUGUGCGAUUUUGGCAUCAGUGGAUAUUUGGUCGACUCUGUCGCCAAAACCCUGGAUGCAGGCUGCAAACCAUAUAUGGCCCCAGAGAGAAUAAACCCGGAGAUCAAUCAGAAGGGUUACAAUGUCAAGUCCGACAUUUGGAGUUUGGGCAUUACCAUGAUUGAACUCGCCAUCCUCAAGUUCCCGUACGAGUCGUGGGGGACGCCCUUCCAGCAGCUCAAGCAGGUCGUGGAAGAGCCCUCACCACAGCUGCCGCCGGAGAACUUCUCUCCGGAAUUUGUGGACUUCAGCACACUCUGCCUAAAAAAGAAUCCCAAUGAGAGACCAACAUACGCCGAGCUAAUGGACAACACUUUUUUUGGAAUACACAACGCCAAGGAUACAGAUGUUGCUACGUUUGUGAAACUGAUUCUAGGCGACAAGUCAAACUGAGUAUUUGUGAAGUGGGGGAUGCAAAUCCUCAAAGUAAAGCGACAGAACUAAUGCAUAUGGCAGACAUUUCAUGGUACAUUGUAGACAGCCCCAGAAGGAUCAAAUGCAUGCUGGUGCUGCUACAUUUGCAGCAGUAAAUAUACAUAGGUCACACAGAGAUACCAACGCGUUAUUAAUCCUGGUUGGCAUUCCUGCGCGUAACGUGUGCAUGGCGUCGGUUCAAUCGGUGGCGAAUACCACACAUGCUUUUGCCGUACAUUUUUUUUGUUAUUUUAAUGUUCUCCUUUACCCCAAUUUUAUUUAAAUUACAUAUUCAUCUUAAUUAUAAUAUUCUCCCUUCCCAACUUUUAUUUAAAGUACGUUUUUGAAUAUGAAGAUUCAAUUGUUUUUCACCAGUACAAUCUCAACACUGGCCUUAAUUUCAGGAAAAAUAAUCAACGAAAUAAGUUAAUGUUGUCCCAAUGUGUUUGUGUAAAUAAUAUUUACAACAAGCAGCGCAGUGAAUGCCAUUUUGCUUAUCCCAUGGUGCAGAGUCGACACACUAUUUUGAUUGUUUCAGAGGCAAUAAUGCAAAGUUCUCUAUUUUUGGUGGCAGACACCCUGUGGUGUUAUUGUUCAGCUGUGAAUGUUCCGGCUUUGCCUGUCAAUCUACAUGUGCGAUCUUCAUGAAAACAAAAUGGAAACAUGAGAAGUAUGAGAGCUUUGCCAAAUAUGAUAUGCUUUAAUGGUUAUUGUGGUGAAAGUUAAUAAAAUUGCCAUAAUGGUAUAAUUGGCCGUUUCCUAAAGCAUUUAUCUGCAAAUACAUUUCUUUAUAAUGGAACACAAAGUGCCCUCUAUCUAUUUAGCCAAUAUGUAAAAAAGCUUGCUAAGUGUAUGUACGUAUCGGAUUGAAAUAGAGAUGACAUUAUGUAGGCCUGGGAAAGGUUUAACAGCUGUACCUCAUAUGACUUCAGUUGUAAGUCGUUUAAAGAUAGCAGAAUUCUUUAAUGUAAAGAUAUACAUUUAAAACAUCAUAGACACACAGCAUGAGCUUAUAGUGACAUUGGAGGAGGCAGUGGUGUGGUGAUUAGGGUACGUGCCACUUCCAGUGAUCUGGGAUCCUAAUCUCCCACAGGCCGUUUCUUUUUUACACUCAAAAUAGAUUUUUUUAAAAUCAGAUACUGUAACUGCUAAGGUCUUGGUGAGUUUCUCUUGACUUGAAAUUAGCACUCAACACUGGGGUUCUUCGUGCUGAAGAAGCAUAGACAACUGAGAUCAGCUUCACCUAUUCACUUCCGUGCCCAACACCGCAGCCACCACCCUCCGUACUCUUCACUGGCUCCCUUUCGCCAGCCAGGACAAAUUCUAAAAUCGCCUGCCUUUGUCAUCGCACCUUCACCACCGGUCCCCCACAAUACCUCGCCUCACUACUCUCGCCUUGCACUGAAGCUCAUGGGAGAACCCUACGCUGCGUCACUCAAAAUCAGAUUUGGACACCACGGUCUCAAACUGUUACAGCCUCAGGUCGGUUCUCUGCUUUCGUCCCCUCGAUGUGGAACUAAAGGCCUCUAUCUGUUUGGUGAGGCUUUCGAGCAGCCCUGAACUUGUCUCCGCACCUCGUGAGUUGUUGACUUGCCUGAAACAUCUUGCGCAUCUGUCAUCAUUAUUAAUGAGCUUUCACAACUAAUUUUGUCACUAGUUGACUAUUGAGGCACAAGAGCAACAUACACCUCGGAGAUCAAGGCGAGAGUGAGUAGCAGCAGUGACGACGAACAUGUUAUGGAGUACAUAUUAAAAUUACAAUCAUUCAAUACAAAUAUUGUCUUGAAAAUAAAAACACUAUUUGGAGAUUUUUUUUCUUCCAAAGAUGCAUGUUCAGGUUUUUUGAGCGGUGAUGAUGUCAAAGAAGCUCAUGACCACAAGUGAAAUAUGCGUGAAAAUCAGCGUGGUGAGGCUUAUGAAAUGCUGUGUUUCCUUUACGACACUUUGUAUUUAAAACAAACAUUAAACGAAUCUCAUACGGAAAGUUCGUGUUUUAUCCAGAUAAUCUGUUUAAGAAGGGUUUGCGUGAGUUUUUUUGAGAUGCCACACAAUGGAAAUGUAUGGAAAUGCUGUUUAACUUGCAAUGAUAUCACUGUUGUAUUGUUAUUCUACUGUAUAGGAAAAUAUCUUUAAUUAGAAAAAUUGACCCUCAUGUCUGAUUGUCAAUAUUUUUAUAAUUUACUGUAUUUUAGCCAUGUAUGGUAGUGAAAGCUAUGCAGUUGCUUUUCUUGGAUAUAUGAUAUUUUAAUACUUGAAUGGUGUACCAGGCUUUAUUGAGCUGACAUAUAUGGGGAAAAUGCAUACCAUUGCUUAAGAUCUGAAGCCGACAUUGUAUGCAAACAAAUAUAUAUAAGGGCGUUAACAAUAAACCACAACAUACCUUUUACUUACGUGUGCAUGUUUUAGAGGAUUUCAGCACACUAUAGGGCCUUGUUUUUGUUGUUUUUUUGUGCAGUUUUCCUUUGAAUAAAAUUUCUUUCCAAAGAUGUAUACUUUU
Messenger RNA from Petromyzon marinus (sea lamprey), 3804 nucleotides. RefSeq names its product dual specificity mitogen-activated protein kinase kinase 6-like. Lineage: Eukaryota; Metazoa; Chordata; Hyperoartia; Petromyzontiformes; Petromyzontidae. Gene Ontology annotation, molecular function: ATP binding; MAP kinase kinase activity. The record is from RefSeq and is a predicted model, not a curated record. Gene Ontology annotation, biological process: protein phosphorylation; MAPK cascade.